AUGGAGAAAAAUCUACUUGACGGUCUCCUCGACCUGGAAGAAGAAUUCUACCAAGAGGGCUAUAGUUUGGGCGCAGCUGAUGGUGCUCAGGCUGGUUAUACCGAAGGAAGCGUAUUUGCCGUUGAAAAGGGCUUCGAAAAGUUCGUUGAGUUGGGAAGACUAUAUGGCAAAGCUCUCGUCUGGGCCCAGAGAGUCGCAGAUUCCGACUUUUCUCGGCAUUCGUCACAGGAGAGUGAUGAAACGGAUGCCCUGAAAACUCAGCCAUAUAAUGAGGAUGACCUUCUCUUAGAACCAUUCGUAUGCAAGGAGAUGCUGCCUCUUCCCGCCAGUUUACGGCUGGUCAAAAACCUCGAGAUUCUCCUCGAAUUAGUUGAUCCAGCUUCUUUGCCCAUGGAGAACACGGAAGAAGCUGUCACAGAUGUUGACGAGCGUCUUAAGGGCGCUACAGUCAAGGCUAAGCUUAUCCAGCGAGCUCUCGGAGAACGUGAGGAGACUGCGGACAUCCAUCCUGACGCCAAAGAUGCCCAGGUAGCUGGAGAUGGAACAGGGUGCAUUGAGGACAUUAGCUCACUGAACAUUCGCCAUUAG
Molecule: messenger RNA, 588 nt
Organism: Aspergillus thermomutatus
Lineage: Eukaryota; Fungi; Ascomycota; Eurotiomycetes; Eurotiales; Aspergillaceae
Product: Yae1 family protein
Exons: 1
Coding region: 1-588 (195 amino acids)
Source: RefSeq, a predicted model, not a curated record